UCUUCGAUGUUUUCAUGUUCGCUCCAAGGGGCAAUGCCAUUUUGGAAACAGUUGCACUGCAAUUAUUCCGAUCAUGUCUCCAUGCACUUAAAGCAUCCCAUUGUCAAAUUUUUGCAAAUUUUUGAUAGAGACAUUCUGGGGGCUAUAUUUGAAGUGGCACGCGAUAUGAAGAUGGAGAAAUAAAUCAGCAGGGAGUCAGAUGCUUAAGGGAUAUCUCAUGGCUACUCUCUUCUAUGAACCCUCUACUAGGACUAGGCUGUCCUUUGAGUCUGCCAUGAAACGCUUAGGUGGAGAAGUUUUGACUACUGAAAAUGCAAGGGAGUUUUCUUCAGCAGCUAAAGGAGAAACACUUGAUGAUAGUAUAAGAACUGUUGAGGGUUACUCGGACAUAAUUGUGAUGCGUCACUUUGAGAGUGGUGCAGCUAAAAGAGCAGCAGCAACUUCUGGCAUUCCUGUAAUCAAUGCAGGAGAUGGCCCUGGACAACACCCAACUCAGGCCCUUCUGGAUGUCUAUACCAUCGAAAGAGAGAUAGGAAAGCUGGAUGGCAUAAAAGUUGCACUUGUUGGAGAUCUUGCCAAUGGAAGGACAGUGCGUUCACUGACUUCACUCGCAUACUUGCUUGCCAGGGACAAUGACGUCAAGAUCUACUUCGUCUCUCCUGAUGCUGUGAAAAUGAAGGAGAUUUGGAGUCUCACUGUUUCUGUUCCUUCCAGAAUGACAUAAAAGUAAACAUCAAGGGAAGUUGAGUGGGAAGAAAGUGCUGAUUUGAUGGAAGUUGCAUGUAAGUGUGACGUUCUCUAUCAAACUCGCAUUCAGCGUGAGCGGUUUGGAGAAAGAAUCGACCUCUAUGAAGACGC
Messenger RNA from Argentina anserina (silverweed cinquefoil), 858 nucleotides. Its product is annotated as aspartate carbamoyltransferase 1, chloroplastic-like. The coding region runs from base 200 to 724 and encodes 174 amino acids. Lineage: Eukaryota; Viridiplantae; Streptophyta; Magnoliopsida; Rosales; Rosaceae. Gene Ontology annotation, molecular function: carboxyl- or carbamoyltransferase activity; amino acid binding. The record is from RefSeq and is a predicted model, not a curated record. The transcript is spliced from 5 exons. Gene Ontology annotation, biological process: amino acid metabolic process.